Otolemur garnettii (small-eared galago) is the source of this 1697-nucleotide messenger RNA. RefSeq names its product ankyrin repeat domain 13C (gene ANKRD13C). Gene Ontology annotation, molecular function: protein binding. The record is from RefSeq and is a predicted model, not a curated record. The transcript has 11 exons. Lineage: Eukaryota; Metazoa; Chordata; Mammalia; Primates; Galagidae. Gene Ontology annotation, cellular component: cytoplasm. Bases 22 to 1017 code for a protein of 331 amino acids.
ACUCCUUUACAUCUUGCUGUGAUGUUAGGGAAUAAAGAAUGUGCCCAUUUACUUUUGGCUCACAAUGCUCCAGUAAAGGUGAAAAAUGCUCAGGGAUGGAGCCCUCUGGCGGAAGCCAUCAGCUAUGGAGAUAGACAGAUGAUUACCGCUCUUUUAAGGAAGCUUAAGCAGCAAUCCAGGGAAAGCGUUGAAGAAAAACGGCCUCGAUUAUUAAAAGCCCUGAAAGAGCUAGGUGACUUUUAUCUAGAACUUCACUGGGAUUUUCAAAGCUGGGUGCCUUUACUCUCCCGAAUUCUGCCUUCUGAUGCAUGUAAAAUAUACAAACAAGGUAUUAAUAUCAGGCUUGAUACAACUCUCAUAGACUUUACUGACAUGAAGUGCCAACGAGGGGAUUUAAGCUUCAUUUUCAAUGGGGAUGCAGCGCCCUCUGAAUCUUUUGUAGUAUUAGACAAUGAACAAAAAGUUUAUCAGCGAAUACAUCAUGAGGAGUCAGAGAUGGAAACAGAAGAAGAGGUUGACAUUUUAAUGAGCAGUGAUAUUUACUCUGCGACUUUAUCAACCAAGUCGAUUUCUUUCACACGCGCCCAAACAGGAUGGCUUUUUCGGGAAGAUAAAACAGAAAGAGUAGGAAACUUUUUGGCAGACUUUUAUCUGGUGAAUGGACUUGUUUUGGAAUCAAGGAAAAGAAGAGAACAUCUCAGUGAAGAGGAUAUUCUUCGAAAUAAAGCCAUCAUGGAGAGUUUAAGUAAAGGUGGAAACAUAAUGGAGCAGAAUUUUGAGCCGGUUCGAAGACAGUCCCUGACCCCACCUCCUCAGAACACUAUUACGUGGGAAGAAUAUAUAUCUGCUGAAAAUGGAAAAGCUCCUCAUCUGGGCAGAGAGCUGGUGUGUAAAGAGAGUAAGAAAACAUUUAAAGCCACAAUAGCCAUGAGCCAGGAAUUUCCUUUAGGGAUUGAACUAUAUACCCGUGUUUCCCACAAUCACAGCCACUGUGACUUUUCAGGAGUUUCGCUAUGAUGAGUUUGAUGGGUCCAUCUUUACUAUACCUGAUGACUACAAGGAAGACCCGAGCCGGUUUCCUGACCUUUAACUGACAUGGAAAAUAAUGCCAUCUGCUCAAGGAAGAGGAAUGCAGAGACUCCACAGUGAAUCCAAACAGGGACACGUGCUUUCAGCGAAGAAAAGGGAUCACACAUGGAAUAGACACAUCAGUAAUGGGAUAUAAGGAAAUGGGCCUCUAAGGAUUUAUCACGUUUCCUGAUGUGCCAUUUUCAAUCUUUUAAAAAAAAAUACUUAUUAUAAAUGUAAUAGUUUGACACAUUAAUUACCCUAAGACCUUCGUAUGUAAAGCAGCUAUGAGUGCUAUGAAUUGUUUUUAAAAAAUUUUUACACUUGUUGAGAUAUAUAUGCAUAUAAAUAUAUCUAUAUCUAUAUCUAUAUCUAAAACACUCCUGGACCAUUAACAUAAAAGUCUUAAGAGAUAUGAAGCCCUUUUAAACCUGUCAUCUUCUAUUCAAGGUGACAUUUAUAAAUACUCCUUCCAAGCUUUGUUUUCAUAAAAUGUAAACUAUGUAACAUUAUGUAUAUAUAGUUCAGUAAUUUGAAUGUUUGUUCAAUAUAAUGAACUAGAAGGAAUGCAAUUUUCUGUAGAUGAAUGAACCAAAUGGUACCCAUUAAACAAUUGCAUUUAUAUGUUG